GGGCGUGUGCGCAUGCUCCGUGCGCGCGCUCGCGCUCGGAGCCCGGGAGCCUGGUCGCCUCUGCUCCAGUUCCCCUGGAGCGUCCGCGACGGCGGCGGCGGUCGGCGUGUCAGCCCGGUGUCGGCGUGAGGCGUCGCUGGGCCGGCGGGCGGUGGCGCCGUGGGAGUGGGAGGCCCGCGUCUCUCCAGCUGCCCCGCACGCUCCCCUGGCUGCGAGGGCAGAGCGCAGGAGUUUUUUACUUUACGAUGGUGUGAAAGCGAUGCACACUCGGGAGAAACCGUCCUUUGAAGUUUGACUUUGGAUCUUUUUUGGGCUAACGGCAUGUCGCACCCUGCUCUCUGGUGAUGCCAGGCCGCGAGCCGCAGCUCCCUGCCAGCCGGGCCACCAUGAGGGUAAACAGCUGCUAUCUGCAGUGUGUUCAUUGUGUCAGGGGGUCUUCCCACCCGCAGGCUCAGAUUUGCUUUGAGGUCACGUGGAUAUGAAAGAUGGUGUCAGCUUUAAUAUCUUCACCCGGGAGAGAGACAACCUUCUUUCUUAUUAAAAGACCAUAGGGAGAGGAGGUGACCAAAGGAAUCAUGCCAGAUGCCAACUCUCCAUCUUUUUUACAUUGUCGAGACAAAUGGCUUGUGCAUUAAAGAAAAUGAUUUGUUCAUCGACAUUAUUUGUAGCAGUUUAAAAGAAAAUUUUUUUCAUCUUAAACUCUGCAACUCUCAUAAAAUUUAACACAUAUAAAAAUCUUUAAGGCCUUGUUGAAAAUACCCUUCAUUCUUUAGCUUUUAGAACUUAAUGUUUAUGGGCCGUGUUUUUACUUGACAAAGCUCUCAAAAUUCACAGCAUCAGCAGAGAUAUGGACCUGAAAACGUAUGUUAUUGUAAUAGACUGCAGUGAAUUCAAGCGGACAAUUCAAGAUACCGUUCAUUUUAUCAUCAGAACUAUCACAUAAAUAUAUAAUUCGUAGCUUUAAUGCAAACAGAGUUGCUUGGCAAUGGCCUGGGUGAAAUUUCUGCGGAAGCCUGGUGGCAACCUGGGGAAGGUCUACCAGCCCGGGAGCAUGCUGUCCCUGGCGCCUACGAAAGGCCUGCUGAACGAGCCCGGACAGAACAGCUGCUUUCUUAAUAGUGCUGUGCAGGUUUUAUGGCAGCUGGAUAUAUUCCGAAGAAGCUUACGGGUUCUGACUGGACAUGUCUGUCAGGGAGAUGCCUGCAUAUUUUGUGCAUUGAAGACAAUAUUUGCGCAGUUCCAGCACAGCCGGGAAAAAGCCCUUCCCUCGGAUAACAUCAGGCACGCCCUGGCCGAGAGCUUCCGGGACGAGCAGAGGUUCCAGCUGGGCCUCAUGGACGACGCCGCGGAGUGCUUCGAAAAUAUAUUGGAGAGGAUUCAUUUCCACAUCGUGCCAAGCAGAGACGCAGACAUGUGCACGGCCAAGUCCUGUGUCACUCACCAAAAGUUUGCUAUGACUCUGUACGAGCAGUGUGUAUGUCGCAGCUGUGGUGCAUCAUCAGACCCUUUGCCUUUCACGGAAUUUGUGCGGUACAUUUCGACAACAGCCCUGUGCAAUGAAGUUGAAAGAAUGAUGGAAAGGCAUGAACGUUUUAAGCCUGAAAUGUUUGCAGAAUUGCUGCAAGCAGCAAAUACAACUGACGACUAUCGGAAAUGUCCUAGUAACUGUGGCCAAAAAAUAAAAAUCCGCCGUGUUUUAAUGAAUUGCCCAGAGAUUGUGACAAUCGGUCUAGUCUGGGAUUCUGAGCAUUCUGACUUGACCGAAGAUGUUGUUCGGAACCUAGCAACACACCUUCACCUCCCUGGGCUUUUUUAUAGGGUUACUGAUGAAAAUGCCAAAAAUAGUGAACUUCACCUUGUUGGUCUGAUCUGCUACAGCAGCCGACAUUAUUGUGCCUUUGCGUUCCACACCAAGAGCUCCAAAUGGGUAUUUUUUGAUGAUGCGAAUGUGAAAGAGGUUGGAACCAGGUGGAAAGAUGUGGUCUCCAAGUGCAUCCGAUGCCACUUCCAGCCCCUGCUCCUGUUCUACGCAAACCCCGAUGGCACGGCCGUUUCUACUGAAGAUGCUCUCAGGCAGGUCGUCAACUGGUCACAGCAUAAAUCCGUUGCAGAGAAUAUGGGAUGUGAAAAGCCCUUAAUUUAUAAGUCAGAUAAUUCAAAAGAAAAUGGAUUUGGUGAUCAGGCAAAACAGAGAGAAAAUCAGAAAUUUCAAACAGCUAAUAUUUCAUCAUUUAGUCGGAGCCACAUUCAAACAAGCAGUGGUAGAGGACCAGGUAAGCUAAGUCACAAUGAUCAAAGGGAAAAAAUAAAAGAUAUUUCCAGAGAAUGUGCUCUAAAAGCCGUUGAACAGAAAAACUUACUUUCCUCACAAAGGAAAGAUUUGGAGAGGGGACAACGAAGAGAUUUGGGUCGACACAGAGAUUUGGUUGAUGAAGAUCUUCUACAUUUCAAGUCUGGAUCACCUCCUACCCCCAAUGGCUUCAGACAAUAUGGCAAUCCACAUCUAUAUCACAGUCAGGGGCGGGGACCAUCUAAACAUGACCAAAGUGCCCAUCAGAGUCGAGCUUCUCUGCAGACACCAAGUUCAAGCAAACCCCAGAUUCUUGUGCCAGGAGAGAAAAUAAUUGGCAAACUUAAGAGUGACAUUGGGACCGGAUAUGAUACUGACAGCAGCCAAGAUUCUAGGGAUAAAGGAAGCAGCUGUAAUGGCAGUGGUAAAAGCCGGAACCGAGGUUGGAAACCUAUGAGAGAGACAUUAAAUGUCGAUAGUAUUUUUAAUGAAAGUGAGAAAGGACAGCACAGCCCAAGACAUAAAUCCCAUAUCAGUAACAAGGCUAAAUGCGGCAAAGACCAGGGUUUUAACAAUUGGCCAAAAGAGAAUCCGAAGCAAAAAUGCUUAAUGACUAUAUAUGAAGACGAAAUGAAGCAGGAAAUAGGCAGCAGGAGUUCCCUUGAAUGUAAUGGAAAAGGAGCAGAGAAAAAUAAAGGCGUCAGAGAGGCUCAAGUUCAUGGUGACAACUGGCAGAUGCAAAGGACUGAGUCUGGCUAUGAAAGCAGCGACCAUGUCAGUAAUGGGUCCGCCAGUUUAGACUCCCCUGGUAUUGAUGGUAAUGGCGCCGUGAUGGAGCUCGGUGGUGGUAAAGACGCAGCCCCCUUCAGUGACCAGAUUAAGACAAGCAACCUAAAUAUAGAACGUGUGAACAGUACCUCUCAACAGAGCAAAAACCACUUAGAAGGCAUUAGAAAAGAAGGCAGGAACUUGGAAGUAGGCUGUAAACCUCAUGAGUUCCAUCCAGAUUCACAUCCACAAAUAAAAAAUCCUGUGACAAAAAGGCCGCAUGCCCGUGGAACCAAUGGAAAGUCAUUCCCUGUGUCCAGUCCACACAUACUCAAGGACCAUACAGCAAGUGAGCAUAUCCACCAGUCCGAUGAACAGAAACUUGAAAAAUCAAGUGAAUGCAAAUUUUCUGAGUGGCUGGUUACAGAAAAUUCUGAGAGAGCGGGUUUACUUCUUCACAGCGAUGAUAAAUCUGCUUCUGGAAAGAGAAUGAACAGCGAGGAAGUACUCGCGCCAUCUUCGUUGUGGUCCUCCCAUGUGAGAACUGCUGGGUUGAAGCCAGAAAGUGCUGCUCUCACCCAGCAGCAGACUGCGAUGGAACAGUGUCACUCUGAGAGCUCUCCAUCCAGUGAACGUAGACUUCACACCACCUGCAGAUCCGAUGUUUGUCAGAUGCCAAAACUCCAGAAUCCACCGCCCCCUUUGCCGCCAAAAAAAUACGCUAUAACCAAUGUGCCACAGCCAGAGAGAAACGAUUGUUCACCUGAAGUCACACUUACAGACAUGUUCAAAGCUAAUUCUUCCAGUCUUCUGAAGCCCAGUGUAAGUCCAGCUUCAGAGCCAGGCUCAGGAGUGAGCACACACACAAGUGAUGACAGACUCAAGGGAACAUUUCAGGUGAGGGAGCAGGCGGGCAACUCACUGAACUGCCCAUCCAGGUCUCCAGCUGAUGGUUUCCAGGCACACGUGGGUACAGUUGUCGAUGCAUUGUGCCAACCGGAGAGAGACUCCAGCUCUGCCUGCCCAAGUGACACAGUUUCAUUAACUACCUAUUUUUCAGUGGAUAGUUGCAUGACUGAUACAUACAGAUUGAAAUACCAUCAGAGGCCCAAGCUCUGUUUUCCAGAGAAUGAGAAUUCACCAGCUCAGUGAAAGAGGUUUGGGAUCUGUGUCACGUGACAGUCUUGGUUCGAAUUGCCCUUCUGAGCAAAGAUAUGACCCCAGUCUACAUUAUAAUAGAUAAAUUACAAAACCGGCACCUUUUACUUUCAGAGGCCAUUAAAAUGGAAGAGGAAUCGACUGACCAAUCCUAGUGAAAAAUGAAGUUAAAACCAUGGUAUUUUUUUAAGUCAUUAAUCACUAACUUUCUCUCUAUAUUGUUUGUUUUGUGAUAAUCAACUUAUUGGGAAAUUUAGAAAUCCCUUUGAAUAGUCUUGGCAUGCCUCGAAAAAUAGAAAAUCAGGGUAUACGCGAAAAGUCAUUUACCAUAUGCUGCUGUUGUGUAAAAAUGCAAUUCAUCCCUUUAUUUUGUGGCUGGUAGACCCAUAAGUAUUAAACGCAUCAGUACUCACGUGUGUAGAUUGGUAAACUAUGCUCAUUGAAAAACGCCAGGUGAUACACAGUUUGUGUCAUCAGAGCAGGACUGGUUUCAGGAAGCAUUUGGUCACGGGAACCAAAAGGACGCUUCACCCGCUUGUUUCUGAUUCUGUGAUUGUCAGCUACAUGUCAUCUCCCUAAGUGUCUUAGAAAAUAUCCACCCAAGACAUUGAAAGCAUUUCAAAAAAAAGCCUUAAUGAUAAAGAAAAUUGUUAAAUUCAAUUCUCAAGGUCAGAAGAAACUUCAUUUUGCUCCUAGUACUGUUCUUUUCAGAACACCUGAAUUAGGCCUUUGUUAUAUGUAUUCAUAAACAUUACUUCAGCCAAGUAAGCUACACAUAAUUAAAAUACUUUAGCAUAUUUAUUUAUCCUGUUACAGUUUUUCUAAUUUUAUAUGAAAUGUGAAAGGGUUUUAUUUGGGUUCGGUUUACCUGGGGCUGCUAAUACCAGUGUUAGGAGCUCAUCUGGUGCCCUCUUACUGGGCAUCUCACUGUGACUGCCUAAAUUUUCCCUGCUGUAAUCUUACCUGUUUAUAAGUUGUCAACCCAUUUUAUUGAUUUUCUGAUUCUUGAAUCUGAAAAGCUUUCUGGGCUUCCAGAUUAAAUUGCUGCCUUUCAUACAGAGGUUUAAUUUUAAUAAAGUAUAUUAUUUUGAGCAUCCCUCCCUUUUUUCUACUCUAAACAGUCAUUUUACCUUAUUUUUAUGGAGGCUUUAUUUUUAAAUAAAAUAAAGGAAUUUUCCAUUAUUAUGAUAACCUUAAAGUGUGAAAAUAAGUUACUUUAAUUGCCUUAUUUCAUUAGUUGUCAUUUUAUUUUGUACUAAGCUAGUAAAUUGUGGCUUAGGCUAGUUUUAUAUUGUCCACUGCAGACAAUUGAAAAUUAUAGAAUUAAAAUUUUCCUUACAUUUAUCAAGUUUAUAGAUAUAACUUGAUAAUUACAUAAACUAAUUAGUAAAUUUAACAUUUUGACCAAUUCCAUAAAUUGUUAAAAUAUUCCAAAAUGUAAAUGAUUGAAAAUACUUAUUGACAAAUAGAAAAUAAUUGCUUGUAAAAGUCUAACUUCACCCAGUUACCAAAUUUGGUCAAAUUUAUCUUCCAACUAGAGAAAUUUCUAAUAGCCUUUUCUACCUGUGAUUAUUUAUAUUCUCUUAAUUUAGAAAUACUUGAAUAUCAAGUAAAUUAAAUUUUAUCUUUUAAGGAGACCAAUGCCUUAUCCAUUAGGCAACUGGGGCUUCUAAAUUUUAUCUUUUAAGAAAGCUUAUUUUUAACAUAACUUUUAGUAUGGAGCACUUGUAAAUAUUGUAAACUUUGUAAAAUUGUAUUUGAAAUGUCAGUGUAUUUAAAUAUUGCUUUUAUAACACUGUAAAAUACUAGAAAAUGGGCUUCAAGUAUUUUUAAUAACUUUCAAAAACUCUGUGUAGUACUUUUUGUUUGAUUUUUAUUUGGUCAAGCUGUCCAGUUGAAAUGUUAUUUGAAAUAGUUUAAUUUCUGAUAUUUGGCAGCAAUCUCAUAGAUUUGUAUUUUCAACUCACAGUUGAGUUGCAAACAUCAAAUAGAAAUGUUCGAGUUUGGCUCUUUUUAAAGUACUGUCCAGUUGAAACCUCCUGAAUCAUGUAAUCAUACUAACUGGAAACUGACCAUUUGUGUUUAUGCUGACUCACCACUCCAAAUGUAGAUCGAAUGCAUAUUUAAUAACUAAUCACAUGUACAACUUUUAUUUCUAAGGUGCCUAUUUACUUUUAUAGGUGUUUUCUUCUGGUUAUAAGCUUAUUAUAACUUUUGAAAUCAUGCAACAACAGUUGUAAUGUUCAGAAUACUUAUCUUCCAAAUGUCCCAUUUUCACGUGAAAUCAGUUUCUCUGGCUCAAUUUUUUUUUUUUUUUUCAGAUAAACUGAUCUUGAAGUUGAUAUGGUUUGGCCUUCCUUUGCAUUUCUUGUCAUGAACUAUGGCUUCCUCUCCCCCCACGUGGAUUAUGUAUUUUAUGGAAAUGUAAGUCAGUGUAAAGUUCAGGGGUACUUGGAGUGUCACUGAUCAUAAAAUGUUAUACCAGGAGGCUCUUGAGUUAAACUCCAGGGAGGUCUGAAGCAGGGCUCCUCCAGGAUUUGGCAAACCACAUGAAGAGCCAGACAGUAAAUGUCUUAGGCUUUGCGGCCCAUGGGAUCUGUUAACAAACCGCCCAGUUCAGCAGUACAGGGUGAAGACAGCCCUGUACGUGUAAAUAAAUGACGGGCACAUCUGUGAAACUGACUGCCAUUGAAACUUGGGCGUUCACAUCAUUUAACGCCAUGAAUUAGUCUUGCUUUUUUUGUCACUAAAGCGUAAACAUAAUUCUUAUCUCGCAGACCCUAUGAAAAGAGGCAGUGGCUAGGCUUGGCCCUCUGGCCAUAGUUCAAUGACCCUUAUCCUAAAGCAUUACCUACACUGAAUGCCCUCACUGACCCUAAAUACCCUGUGGUCUCUGAAUGUAUUCCCAUGCUAUUUAGGGACUAAGUACAUGGAGUUUACAUCCUAAAAUUUUCAGGUUAACAGACCCCCCCUACAGACUUCCUCACACUUGCUAAUCAGUCAGUUCAUUUCAAAUGGCUAUUAUUUAUAUGAAAUUAAGUUUGUGAAAUUUACCAGAUUAAAAUCACAUUGCUGUUA
This is a messenger RNA of Hipposideros armiger (great roundleaf bat), 7294 nucleotides long. It is a transcript of the gene USP53, whose product is annotated as ubiquitin specific peptidase 53. Bases 986 to 4210 code for a protein of 1074 amino acids. The transcript is spliced from 17 exons. Gene Ontology annotation, biological process: sensory perception of sound; protein deubiquitination; response to auditory stimulus. The record is from RefSeq and is a predicted model, not a curated record. NCBI's taxonomy places the organism in Eukaryota, Metazoa, Chordata, Mammalia, Chiroptera, Hipposideridae. Gene Ontology annotation, molecular function: cysteine-type deubiquitinase activity. Gene Ontology annotation, cellular component: cell-cell junction.